AUAUUUUAGACAGUCCCGCCGCUGCCAUUUUUCAUUCUAGAAAAGACUUACGGAAUUUGUUUGAACCAAUUAUUUGUUGUUUGUAGCUGCUAGUUAUCGACUGAGAUUUUUGAAAUGAGUUUGGGAAGUGUAAAAAGUGGAAAAAAGAAAAACGAAGGUUUCCUUUCGCGUAAAGCAAAGGCAAAACCACUUAGUGAAGAUGAAUUGCUUAAGAAACCGUUUAUAACUGUUGAUGACGUUAGUCAACUUACUAAGAUUACAGAAAAGUACUUAUGUUCGCCAGAAGCAAAUAUCUACAAUAUCGACUUUACACGUUUUAAGCUUCGCGACAUCGACAGUGGAAAUGUCUUAUUUGAAGUAUGCAAACCGGAGACACCAGAUUCAAGUCAAGGUAACGCCACGGACGAAGAUCCGAAUGGCGGUCGUUUCAUACGUUAUCAAUUUACACCGUCUUUUCUGAAGUUGAAACUUGUCGGUGCAACUGUGGAGUUUUCGAUUGGUGAUAAACCAAUUAGUAAAUUUCGAAUGAUAGAAAGACAUUAUUUUCGUGAUCAACUGCUCAAAAGUUUUGAUUUUGAAUUUGGUUUUUGCAUUCCGAACAGUCGCAAUUCUGUCGAACAUAUCUACGAAUUUCCGCAACUUACUCAAGAACAAAUUAACGAAAUGGUCUCCAGUCCAUAUGAAACACGUUCCGAUAGUUUCUACUUUGUUGAUGAUCGUUUGGUAAUGCACAACAAGGCUGACUAUUCCUACAACGGGGGUCAAUGAACUUUCUAAGAGCGCUUUUUUAAUUACUAUAUAUCAUGUCUCAAUUCUUUGUGAAAAUGAACAUUUCUAUCUCAUCUAGUCUACUUUAUGUUUUGGUCACACCUAUUGUAAGAAAAAAAGAUUAACUUCUUGAAGACAUUCAUCACAGAACUACGAAUUUGUCCGUCCUUUUUCGGCUGUUCUCCUUCACGUUUGUUGCCUAAAAUCGAUAUGUACUUAUAAUUAAAGCCUUGCAAUUAGAAAUGUAUUUUUCAUGAAAACAUGAUUAAUGUAUGAAAGAGACGAGUAGUAAAUGAUUACAGUUUCGUCCAUAAAUUUAUGAUUUUAAAUAUUUUGAUGGAUCGGGCAUGCUAAACGGUAUGCCGCUGGGGUAUCCAGCAUAAGCGCCCAUUUGGCCCCCUGCGCCUCCCAUUAGCGUUGGAUUAUAAACGGGAUAAGCGACGUUCUGUGUAACUUGUGGAGUGUAAGAUGGUUGGGCAAAAUUAUUGCUCAGCUGCUCUUCUAAUUUAUCAACCUUCAGUCUGAGACUAUGGUUUCUUGUUCUUUGUGGUAUAUAUUCUUCCAGAAACGUUUGAACGGACUUAGCACCAUCCAAGAAUUCUUUUCCAAUAUUCUGUAGAGAAACAAUAUAAUAAACAAGGAGUAUUCAAAAUUAAAUAUUUACGUCAGUGCUUUCUUCGACUUUAGCAGCCUCCGCUUUUAGGAGAUUUAAGGACGUAUCGGGUGAAUUUAACGAAAUUAAAGUAUCUAUAAAUAUUGAAAAAGAAAAAUUUUAUUAGUCAUAAAGCGCCUAUUAUUAAAUAACUGUAAAGAUUAGGGGUUUUAUUAUAUUUUUCUGGUUAUAGAUAUAUAUCACACCUAAUCUCAGUUUUGCUUUGUCAAACUCUUUUAAAUAAUUCGUGUAUUCUUGAUAAACUGCUGCCAAGUUUGUUUUGGCAGCUUCCAAUUUUGGUUGAAGAUUCAUAUUAUCUUGUGCAAUUUUUUUAAGUUUUUUU
This is a messenger RNA of Dimorphilus gyrociliatus, 1763 nucleotides long. NCBI's taxonomy places the organism in Eukaryota, Metazoa, Annelida, Polychaeta, Dinophilidae. The record is from the annotation of a GenBank genome assembly.